UGUGGGGUUAACAGUUGGACUUGAAGGUCUUGAAGGUCUUUUCCAACCUAAAGAGUUCUGUGAUUUCGUAAGAUAAACCCACCUCAUUUUAGCAGAGGUUUAAUGGACAUAGGGUGUGUGCUUCCACUCCCUUUUUUUCCUCUGGACUGCAGCCAGUUCACUGCAGUGUGGGGCAGUGCUGAAGGCACCACAGUGCUACCUUUGUUUUGAAUCAUGUUGGCCAGUGGCUCACAGAGCUGAAGGUGCUGCUUAGAGGGGGUUGCAGCCAUCUCCCCUCCCCCUGGGAAGAGCCUGGCCUUCCCCAAGUGCCCAAAGUGUAUAAUAUGACUGAUCUCAAGCAGAGAUAACAUAAUUGCAUUUUAUUCCUUCAUGGGAUUUCUCAUGUUCUCCUUUCUCCUUCAUGGAUGCUAGCAUGCCAUGCUUUUGCUCCUGUUGUCAUGGCAAAUCCAUGUGUCAGGAGGAAAAGUAACUGUUGUUCAUGGAUUAUAUUACAUUACAUUACAAGGAUAUUUCAUAAGUGUGUCCAGUGACAAGGUAAUAAGCUGUGCAGUGUUUAUGGUAGCUCAUGCGUUUCCCCUGUUAAAAAUCUUAAUAUGUCAGCUUUGUCCUCAUGGAAAUAGCAAAAUAACUCAAACAUCCUCAAGUAAAGCAUCGAUGUGUUCCUCAUGUUUAGCUCGAGCGUUGGUUCAUUUUGAGAAUUUAGGGAACAUAGAAGUGAUGGUACCUUUGUAUGCUGCUCUCCAGCCUGCACACCCAGAGACAGCUGCAUUGAACUGAGCGCAGAGUUCUUCUGGAGAGAAAUGCUUGCUAACAAGGCAGUCAGAACAAACCUUGUGUAGUCAGUGAAGGCUUGCAGCAUCUGGCAGGAUACCAGGAUCCAAAUACUCCUUUUUUUAAAGACUUGAUUUCUUGUUAUGUGUUAAAGUGACUCCUGGAAUGAUUCUGGAAGAGAAAAAGCCUUCAGCAAGGAUUUGCAUCUAGAUUAGAUUUUUUUUUCCCUGGCUGAACUUGCAUUAACUUCAUUGUCACUUUGCACAUCAGUGCUACAAAAAAGAAUGACCCCAAUGCAGGCAACCUGAGAGGAAUAAGAGAUCUUUACAGGGCACAAGUGACUGCAGAGCACCCAAGUCUGGAGCACUGGAAUGGGACAGGAGCCCCCACACCCUGGGUGGAGAGGAGGAGUGAAGGACCCUGGCAGGAGGUGCAGAGGCACUCUGGGGACAGCCCACAGAAUGAGGUGGGCGAAUGUCCAGAACUCCAGGCCUGAGUGUGGGUUUGGGGUGGCAAAAGGCAGGGAAUGGAGGAAGAGGAAGCCUGUGGGAGAGGUGCAAGGAGGGCGAUUCUCUUACUUGGUUCUCGGCAUUCGUCUAAGUGGGCAGUGAUUUGCUCUUUGGUAGUAAAUAGCAAUUUCCGUUCAUUUCCACCCACUGUAGAGAGAGGUAGGGAGGCUUCCCCCUGAGCUACAGCUGCUGUCCACGUGUUCUGCUCUGACCUUGUUCCCAUCUUGGGAGGAAACAGUUUCUGUCCUUCUUGGGCCCCUCGGAUACCUUGAAAGCUGAGUAUGGAAGGAAACAUGAAGAUUGAGCUUUCUGAGGGAAACCUUGCAGAAGCAUAGGUAGGCUUUUCUCCUAGCACUUGGAGUUCAAUAUAUGCUGGAUAAUAUUUGAAAUGAGCAUUUCUGUGUGCUACCCUCAAGCAACACAUGUAGGGAGCCACAACUGUGGAGCCCUUUUUCUUGGCUGCCAUUGAAUUGAGGUGCUUGGUCUCUGAGGGUUCACUUCUUAAUACUGGUAGUGAUUUUCUGAUGUUAAAGAUCAGUUACCCAAUCAAGUGGAAGUAGCCAAACUGUGUGGAAGAAGAGAGUCUGAGAAAAUAUUUCUUAUGUCAACCCUAUUCUAUGAGGGAGUAGUUAGAUAAGAAAGAUGUUAAAAAAAAAGAAAAUUUUUUUCUGGACCAAUGGCCUGAAAGUUCUAUAAAAUUUAAACUUGUUUUCUUUUAAGCAGCCAUCAAUCAAUCUCACAGAGAAUUUGUUUAGCCUACGUAAGGGCACGUGCUGCCUUUGGUGUGGUAGUUCAGCUGAGAUGCUCAAUGCUGGGACUUCAACCUGAAGCACAGAUGCAACUUCUAUUAUAGCAUAUUAAUUAAGCUCUUAUUAUAGACAUUGGUAUUUACAGUGCUCCUUCCUCCAGAUCAAAAAACACUCUCUCCUUUCCUACCCACAAAAUGAAGCAACAAAAGUGAAAACAAAAUGUUCACCACGAUGAAAAUGCUCGCUAACAGGCUGCGUGCUCACUGCUGACAGCAGCACAGCCAGCUGUGAGGUGGAGCUGAGGACAUGUUAGGGAGGAUUUCUGCACCUCAGCAGCUAGGGAUCAGUGCAGGUGAAGAAACUUUGAGUCAGUGUUUGGAAACUUUGAGUUAAUGCUUUGAAAAUGGGCGUCAUUGUAUGCACUCCCAAAAAGGGACCAGGUGAAAGCUUCUGAGAGAUUUUGGAGCAAAUGGAUGUGACGGUGUGAUGAUUAGGUUUGUGCAUUGUGAAGCUUGAAAAUGUUUGGGUUUUUUGGGUUUUUUUUGAGAACUAGGUAAUCAUAAAAAUGGAAGAUAGGUACUAUAGGUCUUAUUCCAAAUUAGAAUAUGAGAAAGAAUAUGUGCUUCAGCAGCAAGUCCAAACUGAAUCAUCAAAUACACUUGUGUUCUCCAGUCACAGUGGCUCCAGGAGGUUCUCUCUAUGGAUCUCUGUCUAACACUCUGGAGGAAAAAGCUGAUUGUUAUGUUGCUUACUAAGUGCAGCAAAGACACAUGAAAGUUUGGAGUAGUUAACAUAGUGAGAGUUUUUUGUUUUUAUUGUGCUCUUUGCAGAGGGGUUUUAAAUCGGGGAAAAUGAUCCACUGCAAAAUCUUGAGAGUUGAAGUGACAUGCAGAAUCUUCCUGCUGUCAGCUCAGCCUGUUUGUGCAUAUGCUGAGUGUGGCAUAUUUAACUGCAGGUUAGCUCGGGAGCUUGCAAGCUUUGAGGUUUUUUGGGUUUGCUUCAUUUUGGUUUGGUUUUUUUUUUUUUUUUACUGUUUGGUAGCAAAAUAUUAAGAUGAAAGUAUUAAAAUAGCAGAAAGGUUUUACACUUAAAAUCUGUCAUCCAAUCUUUCUACCACUUUACAUCACUUUGUGCAAUUCCUGUGGGCUAGCUGGUAGUGCGCCAAGUUGAAUUUGAUUUCUGCUUUGGUUUGAAGCAAGAAAGGAUGAAGAUUGUGAACUUGAAAGGAAAGGAAAUGUGCAAGGAUAGAAUUUCUAAUGUCGGAAAUUCUGUAUUCAGAGUGGUAAUUAAAUCACAAAGUGCACUAUUGCCAGGAACUCAAGCUUAGAGUAAUUUGCAAACCUUGUAGAGAAAAGGGAAUGACCACAAUUGCUCUUUAGAUCUUUUUUUUUUUUUUCUUUCUUGAAUAGAAGAGGAAGUGAGGAACACUUAUUUCUACAAAGAAGAACCUGAUCAGGGGAGGUGGCCAAAAGCAAGACAGUGUCUGUACACUCUAAAUAGCACAUUCUCUUUCUGUCUGAUUUUAUGUGUAUGCUGUUCUUGGGUUUUUUUGUUAUUCUGCUGCUUAAGUUACUUUGGCUAUUUCUAUCUGAACCAAACUGUAAUGUUUUUUCCCCUCUUUCGGUAGCUGCUUCAUGACAGAAUAAAAACUGGAUGCGAGUUGUGAUUGAUGUGUGCUUUUGCAGCUUGUAGCACUAUGAGAAACGCAGGUGCAGCUGAUGAUGUUUGCUAGAAGUAGAUUGAAAAAGCAAGAAAAUGAAAUUUCACUUCUGCACAGAAAACCUGUUGUAAAACUGUGGGGCAGGAAGCAAUUCCGGAAGCAAAAACUCCAUUUGUUUCUGCGGGACAAAAUGAAGAGGCUUCUUCAAGGCCAGGUGGAUGAUAAUUCAAACCACGCACAUCGCUGCCAGCUAUCCCCAGUGGAGAUUGAAACAGACGUGUUUGUUUGUGGAAUAAAGAGGAGCCCUGGGAGCACUGAAUUUUCCACAGCUGGAGGGGACUUUCAUCAGGAUGGAGGACGUGAUUCCAAAGGAGUGAGUGAAGUUUGUGUUGGUGAGGUGGAACUGAACUGGGAUGGCUAUGUGAAAAUACCAUGUUCGGUUCAACAGAAAAAGAAGGACUCGCAGGGAAGUUCUUCUGAUGGUAUCACACAGACCUCGUCUGAAAUAAAGAGCAGAGUCUCUGAGGGGCAGGACCUUUCUUCCCUGAGCAUUACCAUGAGCUGGAGGGAUGCAGCUGAAAGGCAAGGGUGCUUUCCCCAGGAAAAGCCCGCUGCAUACAAGAGCCGUAGAAGGCAAUCAAGAGAUCGCUCAGCUGAUGUGGUUGAUUACAUUGUUAAAGAGCUCCAGGGAAUAAGUCGAAUCCAGACGGAGAUCGCAGAGCUCCGUCAGCACCUCACCUUGAUAAAAGGCUCUGUGGAUGAAGUCUCCAGCUGCGUGGAUACAGUCUUGAGUGAGAUAGAAGGCCUACAAGGAGGUUCCAGUGGCAAAACCCAGGGUACACACGCUCGAGAGCCAAGAAAGGAGGUACAAAAGGAAGAACCAGUACUGUAUUUUUAUGGCAUCCCAGAGAAAGAUGGUGAAAACACAGUAGAGCUUAUCUGCAGCUUCUUGUCUGAGUAUCACUGCUUCAAUGGUAUUCAGUGCAGUAAGUAUAUAAAAGAUGCUUAUAGAUCAGAUGUGGGUACAGGCAAGCCAUUAAUACCAAGACCAGCAGUUGUGAAACUUGUCAGUUGUGAACAGAGAGACUUUAUUUUACAGAAGUCUAUCCUUCUACAGAGCUCAGGGGUCUGGAUUGCUACCAGUGAGGAGCAAAAGCGGCAGAAUGGCCAGAAAACAGAUUCGGUCUCUUUGCAGUCUGGCUUCAAGAAAAAUCAUCACAACUCGGUGAAUCCUGAUGGAGGUCAGAGAACUGAUGCAGUUGAGCAACUCCAAGUGGACUCAUGCCAGGUUAAGUAUAAAAGCACGAGUAGGAAAGCACAAUACACAGGACAGAGACCUGAUUCUGCGCAGAAAUCAGCCAAGGAAAGCAACUCGGUAUCUGAGACUGGAAAGGAAACACAAAUAAUAAACUGCGGUGAGCAGCCUUCAGAUGACAGUGACAUUCACCAGGUCCUUCGUGAACCUCUGCAAAAUCCACAGGGGACCAAUUUGGCCAAAUCAGGUGAUGGAAAUCACUGCUGCUCAUCUGACUCUUCUGGCCGUGCAAACCAGAUGUGUGCUUCAAAUAAUGGUGGUGAACACAGGCUUGACACUGAAAAUGUCACUGAAAAUUGCUCUUCCCUUCUAGAAAAAGAUGAGGGCAUAACCACAGAAGAAAUUGAAAUAGACUGUGAUACUUCAUGCAAACUAACCAGUGCAGAGAAAGUUGAUAUUCAAAGAGAAGAUGUUUCUAGUGGGGUGACAACCAUUAGCUAUGAUCAUACAACAGAUGAAAUGGCUGAUAGUAGUGACAGCUUGAAAGAUAUGAUCCAAAUGGACCUGAAUGAUCAAGAUCCAACUGAUCAGGUCUUUAGGGAUGUCCUGGAAAAUUCUCAGUAUUUUCUUGACCAUUCCCGGGAUAACAUUGAUCUUGUAGACAUGAAGUUUUACACUAAUAAGCUUGGGAAAGCUAUUCACCACUUCAGGUCUGCUCUGCAGGUGGUAUUUCAUAAACUGGAAACAAGUGAUUCUGAAAUCCUUUUGGAAAAUGAUAGUGGCUUACAGAUGGAUGAUGACAACACACUUAUGCUGACCAGUUCAGGUAUGGGUGGCAGCUCUGACAACUUUGCAGAAACCCCUCCUAGUCAGUCCUCUGAGAGCCAGGCAAACACAAAUGUCAACAGCGAAGCAUCUGCUCAGGUGCAAUUUGCUCCUUCCAGUCUUUCCUCUGUUCCUCAUGAGCCUCCUGUUUCCAGUUUGGUGCCAUCAUCUGACUGUGAAAUCCCUACUGGGCAAUGCUUACCUCCUGAGGAGCUUGGAGAAGAUGUGAACACCCUACCUGAGCCGGCAAAGGAGUGCAGACCCAUGAGCCUUGACAAGGUGUGCGCAGAGACCAUCUACCUGAACAAGUGCAUCAACAAUUUCAAAAAUGUGCUGAGGGAAAAGAGACAAAUGCGUAGGAGACUCUUAAAAGAAUUAGCACAGGAAGGAAACUGGAUUUCUGCUGAGGAGACAAAUUCAGAAGGAGGUAGAGGAGAGCUCCAGGGCCAAGAUGUGGCUGAUCCAUCAAAACCACCCUGGCUCAAAGGAGGGCCUGCAGGUGGUCUCUAUGGCAUUGACAGCAUGCCCGAUCUACGCAAAAAAAAGCCAAUUCCACUUGUCAGUGAUCUGGCCAUGUCACUGGUUCAAUCCCGGAAAGCCGGAAUUACCUCAGCAAUGGCCACUAGAACAUCUCUCAAAGAUGAAGAGCUGAAAUCUCAUGUCUAUAAGAAGACCUUGCAAGCCUUAAUUUACCCCAUCUCUUGUACAACCCCACACAACUUUGAGGUGUGGACAGCCACAACUCCUACAUACUGCUACGAAUGUGAGGGGCUGCUGUGGGGUAUUGCACGGCAGGGAAUGCGCUGUGGGGAAUGUGGAGUCAAGUGCCAUGAGAAGUGCCAAGACUUGCUCAACGCUGACUGCUUACAGAGAGCAGCGGAGAAGAGCUCGAAGCACGGAGCUGAAGACCGAACCCAGAAUUUCAUCAUGGCAAUGAAGGAUCGCAUGAAAAUCCGGGAGCGGAACAAGCCAGAGAUCUUUGACUUGAUCAGAGACGUGUUUUGUGAGAGCAAAAUGACACAUGCGCAGCAGAUGAAGACAGUGAAGCAGAGUGUGCUCGAUGGCACCUCAAAAUGGUCAGCAAAGAUCACGAUCACCGUGGUGUGUGCUCAGGGUCUGCAGGCCAAAGACAAGACUGGGUCCAGUGAUCCGUAUGUAACCGUUCAAGUGGGUAAAACAAAGAAGAGGACAAAAACGAUUUUUGGGAAUCUGAACCCUGUAUGGGAAGAGAAGUUUUACUUUGAGUGCCAUAAUUCCUCUGACCGGAUCAAGGUGCGAGUGUGGGAUGAAGAUGAUGACAUCAAGUCUCGUGUCAAGCAGAGACUCAAACGCGAGUCAGAUGAUUUCCUGGGGCAGACAAUCAUUGAAGUUCGUACUCUGAGCGGAGAAAUGGAUGUGUGGUACAACCUUGAGAAAAGAACAGAUAAGUCUGCAGUGUCCGGGGCUAUUCGUCUGCAGAUCAGUGUGGAGAUCAAAGGCGAGGAGAAGGUGGCUCCAUAUCAUAUUCAGUACACUUGCCUUCACGAGAACCUCUUUCACCAUCUCACAGAUGUGCAAGGGAAUGGGGUGGUGAAGAUCCCUGAUGCCAAAGGAGAUGAUGCCUGGAAGGUGUAUUUUGACGAGACAGCGCAAGAGAUCGUGGAUGAGUUUGCAAUGCGUUACGGCAUUGAAUCAAUAUACCAGGCCAUGACGCAUUUUGCAUGUCUCUCUUCUAAAUACAUGUGCCCAGGCGUGCCAGCUGUGAUGAGCACCUUACUUGCCAAUAUCAAUGCUUAUUAUGCACACACCACUGCCUCCACAAACGUGUCUGCUUCGGACCGCUUUGCAGCCUCCAAUUUUGGGAAAGAACGAUUUGUGAAGCUUCUGGACCAACUUCAUAAUUCACUUCGGAUUGAUCUCUCAAUGUACAGGAAUAACUUCCCAGCCAGCAGCCGUGAACGCCUGCAGGACCUGAAGUCUACAGUGGAUUUGCUGACCAGCAUCACCUUUUUCAGGAUGAAGGUCCAAGAGCUGCAGAGCCCACCCCGAGCCAGCCAGGUAGUGAAGGACUGUGUAAAAGCUUGUCUCAACUCCACCUACGAGUACAUUUUCAACAACUGUCAUGAGCUGUACAGUCGCGAGUACCAGACAGAUCCUAACAAAAGUCAGGACCUUCCUCCUGAGGAACAGGGCCCCAGCAUCAGGAACCUUGAUUUCUGGCCCAAGCUCAUCACUUUGAUAGUUUCCAUCAUAGAAGAGGACAAGAAUUCCUAUACCCCAGUCCUGAAUCAAUUUCCUCAGGAGCUUGCAGUUGGGAAGAUCAGCGCAGAGGUGAUGUGGAGUCUUUUUGCCCAGGAUAUGAAAUACGCCAUGGAAGAGCAUGAGAAACACAGACUGUGUAAAAGUGCGGACUAUAUGAAUUUACACUUCAAAGUGAAGUGGCUGUACAAUGAAUAUGUUCGUGAUCUGCCUGCCUUCCAGGGAAAAGUGCCUGAAUAUCCAGCGUGGUUUGAGCAAUUUGUGAUGCAGUGGCUGGAUGAAAAUGAAGAUGUUUCCUUAGAAUUCCUGCAUGGUGCUCUGGAGAGAGAUAAAAAAGAUGGGUUCCAGCAAACGUCCGAGCAUGCUCUGUUCUCUUGCUCAGUGGUGGACGUCUUCACCCAGCUCAAUCAGAGCUUUGAGAUCAUUAAGAAGUUGGAGUGCCCAGACCCUGUCAUUGUUGCUCAUUAUAAUAGGAGGUUUGCUAAGACUAUUGGGAAAGUGCUGAUGCAGUAUGCUGACAUACUGUCCAAGAGCUUUGAGUCCUACUGUUCCAAGGAGAAACUGCCCUGUAUCCUGAUGAAUAAUAUCCAACAACUGCGGGUGCAGCUAGAGAAGAUGUUUGAAGCUAUGGGUGGUAAAGAGUUGGAUGCAGAAGCAAGUGACCAUCUCAAAGAGCUCCAGGUGAAGCUGAACAAUGUUUUGGAUGAGCUGAGUGCAGUGUUUGGCAACAGCUUUCAGACUCGUAUUGAUGAGUGCGUCAAGCAAAUGUCUGAUAUCCUCUGUCAGGUGAAAGGGACAGCAAAUUCUGCUGCUAAUGCCAGAAACACAGUUGCACAAGAUGCAGAUAAUGUCCUGAGGCCAUUGAUGGAUUUCCUGGAUGGAAACCUGACUCUGUUUGCAACAGUGUGUGAAAAGACAGUGUUGAAACGGGUGCUGAAAGAGCUCUGGAGGGUGGUAAUGAAUACCAUGGAGAAGCUGAUUGUGCUGCCUCCUCUUACAGACCAUACGGGCACACAGUUGAUUUUCAGUGCUGCUAAGGAACUGGGACACUUGUCAAAGCUGAAGGAUCAUAUGGUGAGAGAAGAAACUAGGAGUCUCACUCCAAAGCAGUGUGCUGUUCUGGACCUGGCACUGGAUACAAUCAAACAAUAUUUCCAUGCUGGUGGGAAUGGCCUGAAGAAAACCUUCUUGGAGAAGAGUCCAGACCUGCAGUCACUUCGAUAUGCUCUCUCUCUCUACACUCAGACCACAGACACACUCAUCAAAACCUUUGUCCAGAGUCAGACAGCUCAGGUGCAUGAUGGGAAAGGUAUAAGGUUUACCGCUAAUGAGGACGUUCUUCCUGAUAAGGGCUCCGGUGUGGAUGAUCCUGUGGGUGAAGUGUCCAUACAGAUCGACCUGUACACGCACCCAGGGACUGGUGAACACAAGGUCACGGUGAAAGUUGUGGCAGCCAACGACCUGAAGUGGCAGACGUCUGGCAUGUUCCGUCCAUUUGUUGAAAUCACCAUGAUUGGGCCCCAUCAGAGUGACAAGAAGAGGAAGUUCACAACCAAGUCAAAGAGCAACAACUGGGCUCCAAAAUACAAUGAAACCUUUCACUUCAUCCUGGGGAAUGAAGAUGGCCCCGAUGCCUAUGAGCUCCAAGUCUGUGUGAAGGAUUACUGCUUCGCUCGGGAGGACCGGGUACUGGGGAUAGCAGUGAUGCAGCUCAGAGACAUAGCAGACAAAGGAAGCUGUGCUUGCUGGUGCCCCCUUGGGCGCAGGAUUCACAUGGAUGAGACUGGACUUACAAUCUUGAGGAUUCUGUCUCAGAGAACCAAUGAUGAAGUUGCCAGAGAAUUUGUAAAGUUGAAAUCUGAAUCCCGCUCCACAGAGGAAGGCACCUGAGCUGUGUAAUAUUCCCUUUUCUCUUCUGCCUUGUGCCAAUAUGUGCAAGUGUUCAACAAUUCUCUUUUAUUAAUUGCAAAAGGUUUUUUUUCAUGUUGUCUUUGUCAGCUCCGAUAGCGCACGUGUGCUAUAUAGGAAACAAAUCCAUCAAUCUGAUGUGAAUUAUUUAUUUUUUAGUAGCUGGGUAAGACACCAUAGAGAAUGAGACAAUCUCUUAUUUAAGAUGCAAAUUCUGCUUUGUGUAUAUAAAUUAUUUUAUAUUGGAGGCUGGAGUUGCUGGGUUUUGUUGAUAUGCAGCACUGUGAUUUUAUCCUCUGAAGUUGGCAGGCAUUAAAAAGGUUCUACAUAAUCACACUACGAUGCGAACACGCAACUGUGUGGAAAUUGGGAGGAGAUGAUUUGGGGGCUUGACAAAGCACAGUUAUCUCUCAUUGAAUUCAUGUACUGUGGAGCUGCCCGGGGAUCUUCUGUCACAGGUUAUGCCAACAUGAUAUGCAGACACCUCAACAUCUGCUUAAAAAGGAAGUGGCAGAUCGCUCUGGAGAUGCACACUGGAUGAAUGUAUGUCCACGGGUGUGCUGCUCUGAGCAUGGGAGACAAGUGCAGAGGGGCCUAAGAUCUCAUAGCCAAAAGCUGCGAAGGCAACACACCAGGAGCAGGCUGCAGCUGCCCUGCCAUUGUAAUUAGACAGUGUGUCUCGGAGAGUGUAAAUCCCCACGUGCUGCCGGGAAUCCCGUGCCGCCGUGGGGGUGCUGUAAAGCCGCUCAGCUCCGCUAGGCACGCUCCGGCUGCCGUGACCAACGCGGUAAGGAAGGGAUCAGCGUUAGAGUCGUAGAGUUAGAGCCGUGACAAAUUACAUGGCUGCUAUGUACUUUUUUUCCACUUCAAUAUUCUUUUGUUAGUUUUUGACAGAGGAUUGGAUAAUUUCAUACUUGCAGGCUUUCUGUAGCAUUUUGUUACCCUGGAGUAGCUUAAGACCAUUCCUCACUAUGAACCUAGAAACGAUGGCUUGCCUGGGAGAGAGGAAGAAACCUCCCCUCUGCAAGCCCUCAGUCUGGAGUGCUGGUCAAGGGGCAGCACGUGUGUUUGGUUCUGAUCUUGAAGAUGCUGUGAUUGAUCCACGCUGAUUGUCAUUAAUCUUACGAUACCAUUGAUGAUACCAUUGAAAUAUUUUUGCACUGUCUUAAAGAAGCAUCCUGCUUUUGUUUUCUUGCAAAACAAAACACUGUCCUGAGCGAAGUAAUUGCAGGGAGGUCAGAAUUUCUGACUGAAAAUUCGUAAGCAGGAAGGUCUGGAAUGGUGAUUGCACCUGAGGUAUGUUUGUUGGAGGGUUUUUAUUGGGGAUAUUUUUGCUUUUCCAGCUGCCCUUGUGCUCUGGAAAGUGCA
Messenger RNA from Corapipo altera (White-ruffed manakin), 11283 nucleotides. It is a transcript of the gene UNC13B, whose product is annotated as unc-13 homolog B. The transcript has 34 exons. Gene Ontology annotation, biological process: synaptic vesicle priming; dense core granule priming; synaptic vesicle maturation. The record is from RefSeq and is a predicted model, not a curated record. The coding region runs from base 3748 to 9897 and encodes 2049 amino acids. Gene Ontology annotation, molecular function: phospholipid binding; calcium ion binding; calmodulin binding. Gene Ontology annotation, cellular component: synaptic vesicle membrane; plasma membrane; presynaptic membrane. NCBI's taxonomy places the organism in Eukaryota, Metazoa, Chordata, Aves, Passeriformes, Pipridae.